ACCAGCCCAAGUUGCCCUCAAAGGCACGCUUCUUUCAUCUCCCAGUAAACUACUAUUUAUGGGGUUCUAUUCUUCACGCCUAUUUGUUUCAUAACACCACCGUUCCCUCUCUCAGCUGCAAGCCUAUCUUUGUUCUUUCAUCAUCAAAUCUGCAAUUUUAGUCUGAUAACAGAACCUAAUAGACGUUUUAUAUAGGAUAUUUGGUUUUUUGCUCUAUUUUCCUUUGGAAGAGUUUACCUUCUAGGUCCCUUUUAGGUUUGAAUAAAUUAUAGUAAGAGUUGUUAGAACAAGAGAGGUUUGAUCAGGAUUUGAAAGGUAUGGAAAACAAUUCCAUGCCCAGUAGGGAUGAUGAGCAGAUGGAAUUGCCUCCGGGAUUUCGAUUCCAUCCAACUGAUGAAGAGCUUAUAACCCACUACCUGUCCCAAAAGGUUCUUAAUAAUUGUUUCUGUGCUAGAGCUAUAGGUGAGGUAGAUUUGAACAAGUGUGAGCCUUGGGAUUUGCCUCGGAGGGCCAAAAUGGGUGAAAAGGAAUGGUAUUUUUUCUGUGUUAGAGACAGAAAGUACCCAACUGGUUUAAGAACAAACAGAGCUACUGCCUCUGGCUACUGGAAAGCCACAGGCAAAGACAAGGAAAUCUACAGGGCUAAAACCCUUGUUGGAAUGAAGAAGACUUUGGUUUUCUACAAAGGGAGAGCCCCUAAAGGAACGAAAACCAACUGGGUCAUGCACGAGUAUAGAUUAGAGGGAAAAUACUCGGUGUAUAAUCUCCCUAAAACAGCAAAGAAUGAAUGGGUUAUUUGCAGAGUUUUCCAAAAGAGCUCUGGGGGAAAGAAAACUCAUAUUGCAGGGUUGGUGAGGAUGAGUUCAUAUGGAAAUGAAUUAAGGCCAUCAUCUUUAUUGCCUCCAUUGAUGGAUUCUUCUCCACAUAACAGUGAGACAUGGACUUCCGAGGACAAUACUUCUCACGUGACCUGCUUCUCCAAGCCAAUGGAGGACCAAAAAGCCAAAGAAGACAUGUUUGAUAGCUUCGACAAUACUUCUUUUCUCUUGGCUUCUACGUCUUCUUCCUCCCCUUCCUCAGUUCUGUUUUCAAAAGCCUCUCUUCCAAACUCUUACUAUUCCUCUCAAAUUUCACCAAGUUUCGCAAACUUGCAGUACCCAAAUUCUGCUCUGAUGCCAGAACAGUCCAUCUUGAAGAUGAUGCUUGAAAACCAAGGACCAAACAUGAAGCAGGACUCCAAAAUGGAGCUUUCAUUUAGCCCGGAUAUAUCUUCUGUGGUAAUCAACCCUGAACUGGUUCACAGGUCCUUUGAGGAUCAAAAGGCUCCAUCAAGUUCUGCUGGACCAGUAGGCCUUGAUUGUCUGUGGAGUUAUUGAACUUAAAUUAGAAAAAAAUAUAAAAUAUAUUGAGCUGUCAUUGCUGUUAUAUAAGUGUGGUCUCUGUAAAUAUUCCCUGCAUCCAAACGAUAGGAAUUCAAGGCUUUGCAUGUAGCAUAAGCUAUGAAGUUACCCUUUUUUUUUUUUCUUAGAUUUCCUACUAUCCAUUAAAUGCACCCUAGUCUGUCCAUGCCCCAUGUCAUUUGCCAACCUACUUGUAAAAAAAAAAAGAAAAAAUUGUGCGCUAGGGAAAUUAAUAUAUUUAAUUGUAAUUGGUGUUGCAAUUCUUGUUUA
Molecule: messenger RNA, 1670 nt
Organism: Hevea brasiliensis (rubber tree)
Lineage: Eukaryota; Viridiplantae; Streptophyta; Magnoliopsida; Malpighiales; Euphorbiaceae
Product: NAC domain-containing protein 100
Exons: 3
Coding region: 318-1376 (352 amino acids)
Biological process (GO): regulation of DNA-templated transcription
Molecular function (GO): DNA binding
Source: RefSeq, a predicted model, not a curated record